AUGUCCCUGCAAAGCGUCCUCCCCAAGGGCACAAAGCUCAUAACCUCCGCACCCCUCCCAGGGUCCACCAAGAAACACAUCCUCUCCCCCGACUCGUCUUCUGGCGAGAACCUCCCCCUGUCCCUUUCCGCUCCUUCGGCAUCUACGUCCACCCCCUCCCCGCUCACCGCACCCUUCGUACACCUAGUCUUUCCGGCUGGAGAAGCGCCGCAAGCGAGCCAUUUGGCCCUGACGUUCCAAGGGGGUUUUGUUGGGACUAGUGUCAAUGUAUGGGUGGGAGAAGAGGUUGAUUCGGAGAGGGAGGGGGAGGUCGAGCUGGGGUUGGAGCUGGGAGGUAGGAUCUACCCGGAGGAUAAGAACCGGAGACAGAUCUUUGAGAUUCCAUUCCCGCCUACCGUAGCAUCAACAGAAGACGGCGUCAUCCCAGUAAAGACGUCCAAACCCGUCCCCCGAAUCAGAGAAAUCAAGCUCGAAUUUGAAAAGUCGUCCGACCACUAUGGUCGUAUUACUCUCUACAGUCUGGAACUUCUAGCUUAG
Messenger RNA from Cryptococcus amylolentus CBS 6039, 537 nucleotides. RefSeq lists its product as hypothetical. The record is from RefSeq and is a predicted model, not a curated record. The transcript is spliced from 3 exons. NCBI's taxonomy places the organism in Eukaryota, Fungi, Basidiomycota, Tremellomycetes, Tremellales, Cryptococcaceae. The coding region runs from base 1 to 537 and encodes 178 amino acids.